Messenger RNA from Closterium sp. Yama58-4, 1086 nucleotides. NCBI's taxonomy places the organism in Eukaryota, Viridiplantae, Streptophyta, Zygnematophyceae, Desmidiales, Closteriaceae. The record is from the annotation of a GenBank genome assembly.
AUGCCGAUUUCCUACCGACCAUUAGGCGUGCUCGUCUCCUCCGCGGUUCCCGGAGCAGAGGCGCUAAGCGUCAACGCGGCCAGGCAGCGCGCCGCCGCGACAGCGCUGAAGGUGGAGACGGCCAUGCAGCGCGCGGUGAGCGCGCUAAGCGCGGAGGUGGCGCAGCAGCGCGCCGUGAAAGCGGGUCUCAAGUUCGUCAAGUCCCUCCUCCCCAACCUCUUUCCGCCGCCCCCGCCUGCCCCCAGGCUGUACAGCGUCGAUCAUGGGAAUGGACGCGUGAGAGCAAAGUUCAGCCUCGCCGUCCCCUACCAUGCUGCGACCAAGCCCACGCAGUUCCGCCUGACCGUCGCGGGCUUGGUCAGGCCGCCGAUGAACUUGAGGCUCGUAGCGCAGCCUCGGAUUGGAAUCGACUUGGCCGUGCUCGGGGAGAACUUGCAGUGCUCGAAACUUGCGCCGAGCGUGUGGGACUGCUUCGGCCAGACCCAAUUCACCCAAGCCAACAUCGACGAUAUCGGAUUCACGGCUGGUGUGGGCGCUGACCUCAAUUCCCACCUUCUCUUUCUCGUGUACCCGGAGGCGCACAACCCUCGGGGAGGGGAAACGACCGGUGCGAACCUCACGACCGCUCCGCCGCAUUGGACAAUGCAGCAAGUCUUCGGUCACAACGAUCUGGUGAGAGGAGUUCCAACUGCCGGAAGGUUGCAGGCUAUCAUCAACGGAGAUCAGCUCAAGGGAGGAGCAACGGUUGCCAUCUCCAAUAAGAAGGGCAAGAGCAUGAUGCAUGUGAGCAUCGUAAUCAUCCAUGCCCAGGACCUGAUGGCAGCGGCAAAGAUCUCCGUCGUUUAUCUUCGUACCCAACAAACCGUCCACGUUCCUAUCAAGUGCACGUGGGCGCGGCCCAGGCCCAGCGUGCACGUGUGCGAGGUCAAGACGGAUUUCCCCAGCAAAAUCGACACCUCCUCCUUAACCACUCUAAAGCCUGCACAUUCAGCCACCCCAAAAACGGCAGACCUGGAGUUAAAGGUUGUUGUGGUGUCACAGGCACUGGCAGAAGCCUCUGAAGACACGCUGCGCUACACGCUCUGA